Acyrthosiphon pisum (pea aphid) is the source of this 1404-nucleotide messenger RNA. RefSeq names its product 52 kDa repressor of the inhibitor of the protein kinase-like. The transcript has 3 exons. The coding region runs from base 1 to 1404 and encodes 467 amino acids. Gene Ontology annotation, molecular function: protein dimerization activity. The record is from RefSeq and is a predicted model, not a curated record. NCBI's taxonomy places the organism in Eukaryota, Metazoa, Arthropoda, Insecta, Hemiptera, Aphididae.
AUGACACGUAAAGUUGAACAAAAUAGGCAAAAAUUAAUCCCUAUUAUUGAAACCAUACUAUUUUGUGGCCUACAAAAUAUAUCCUUACGCGGUCAUAGAGAUGAUGGUUCUAUAAAUUCUGUUGAUGACGAUAUCAAAAAUCAAAAAGGAAAUUUUAAGGCUUUAUUAGAAUUUCGUAUUAAUGCUGGAGAUCAAAUUCUAAAAGAGCAUUUCAAAUCUGCAACAAAAAAUACUACCUAUAUUACUGAUGAGACGACUGACGUAAGUAUUUCUGAACAAUUUUCAUUUUGUGUUCGGUAUUUUGAUUCGGACACAUGCUCAAUACGGGAACAUUUUCUUGGAUUCACAAAGGUUGAACAUGUAACUGGUGAAUAUUUAGCUGACACUAUUAUACAAAUAUUAAAAGAAAAAAAUUUAGAUCUUGCUCUGCUUCGAGGACAAGGAUAUGAUGGUGCCGCGAAUAUAAGUGGUGCGUUUAAAGGAGUACAAUCUAGAAUUGCAAGUUUACAGCCUCUUGCAUUUUAUACUCACUGUGCCAACCACAGAUUAAAUUUAGUGCUCAGUAAAGUAAGCACUGUACCUUCAAUUCGCAACACAGUCGGAAUAAUAACAAAUAUUUAUAACUUCUUAAGGGAAUCUGCUUUAAGAACUCAACUUUUGAGUGAAAAAAUUACAGAACUUUUUCCACAUCAAAAAGCAGUAAAAGCUAAAAAGUUGUGUGAAACACGUUGGGUCGAAAGACAUGAUGGAAUUUUACAUUUUUUGGAAAUAUUACCAGCUAUAAUAGUUACAUUAGACGAAUUAAGCCUUAGCAACCAUACAGGAAGCAAUGCACAAUCUCUAUCUGCAGCUAUUUGUAAAUUUGAAUUUUUGAUUUCCUUAAAAAUAUUAACGACAUUUUUAGCCAUAAAUCUUCCACUUUCAAUGCUGUUACAGAGUAUUAAUAUUGACUAUACACAAUCGAUAGAAAUGAUCAACAAUGUUAAAAAUGUAUUAACUACAAUAAGAGAAAAUUCAAAAACGGAAUUUAAAAACAUUUUUGAAGAAACAACAUUAAUUGCAAGAAAAAUGGACGUUGAUAUAAGGAUUCCAAGAGUAACAAAAACACAAUGUCACCGUGCAAACACUAAGCCCCAAUCAACUGAUUUAUCUGAAUUCUACCACGUUAACUAUUUUCUACCUUAUUUGGAUUAUCUUAUUGUGAUACCUAUAACAACAGCAAGUGCUGAAAGGUCAUUUAGUUCUUUAAAAAGAAUUAAAACUUACCUACGAUCGACAAUGAGCCAGGAAAGACUUAACGGCUUAGCAAUGUUGCAUAUAAAUAAAGAUAUUCAAGUAAAACCAGGAGAAGUACUAGAUGUGUUUGCUAAAAAACAUAAACGAAAACUUCAAUUCGACCUAUGA